This is a messenger RNA of Erigeron canadensis, 818 nucleotides long. Its product is annotated as photosynthetic NDH subunit of subcomplex B 3, chloroplastic. The transcript has 6 exons. Gene Ontology annotation, cellular component: mitochondrion. NCBI's taxonomy places the organism in Eukaryota, Viridiplantae, Streptophyta, Magnoliopsida, Asterales, Asteraceae. The coding region runs from base 52 to 561 and encodes 169 amino acids. Gene Ontology annotation, molecular function: 2 iron, 2 sulfur cluster binding. Gene Ontology annotation, biological process: P450-containing electron transport chain. The record is from RefSeq and is a predicted model, not a curated record.
AAAGACCACAAAACCAACUGAAAAACAGAUUUCACAACACAAAAAGAAAACAUGUCAUUCGCCGUAAAUCUUUCUCCGGUCACCCUCCGAUUACCGGAAAUUAGCUCCGGAAAAGAUACUUCCGGAAAACACAUGAUAUGUUCUUACAGAAAGAGACCCAUUUUGUCAUUUGCCACAAGCAACUCCACUGCAGAAUCACCACCACCGGAAAUUGAGCUUGAAUUUCUUGGGCCAAAGCCUGGUGGAGAUGGGAAGUAUCCAGUGGAUAGAGCGUCAGUGGUGAGCGGAGAGAAGCUUUUGAGGACUAUUAUGGCGGAUAACAAACUUGAGCUUUACGGGACGUAUGGAAAACUGAUGAAUUGUGGGGGUGGUGGAAGUUGCGGCACUUGUAUGGUUGAGGUUGUAGAAGGAAAGGAGCUUUUAAAUGAGAGAACAAAUACCGAACUGAAAUACUUGAAGAAGAAACCUGAGUCAUGGAGGUUGGCGUGCCAGACCAUAGUUGGAAACAAAGAAAACUCUGGCAAGGUAGUGAUUCAGAGGCUACCUCAACAAAAGAAGUGAUCUCAAGACUCUGUUUAGAGAGUCUCCUUGUCGAUAAUACAUAUAUCUCUUGUUCGUGUUGAUGGUUGGGAUAGAGAAGUAACAUAAAUCUUAUGGUAUGCUUUAGAAAACUCAACCGUUGCAACACAUGAAUAUGUCUGUGGUUACUUCCUGUAAAAAUGCUACAAAUAGGUUAACUUAUGGAACAGUGAACCAGUUAACUGUUGGCAGAAUGAUCUUAUUCUUGAUAAUAUGAUUGAAAGCAUAUAGAUUCAAAA